This is a messenger RNA of Angiostrongylus costaricensis, 669 nucleotides long. NCBI's taxonomy places the organism in Eukaryota, Metazoa, Nematoda, Chromadorea, Rhabditida, Metastrongylidae. The record is from the annotation of a GenBank genome assembly.
AUGGACUUCCAAAACAGAGCGGGUGGAAAAACAGGUGGAGGUGGUGUUGCAUCGGCUGCAGAUGCUGGCGUUGAUCGUAGAGAGCGGUUGAGGCAGUUGGCUUUGGAAACAAUUGAUUUGCAAAAGGAUCCCUAUUUUAUGCGGAAUCAUUUGGGCACGUACGAAUGCAAAUUGUGUUUGACAUUACACAAUAACGAGGGAUCAUACCUGGCGCAUACUCAAGGCAAAAAGCAUCAAUCAAACCUUGCAAGAAGAGCAGCGAAGGAAGCUCAGGAACAGCCAUUCUUGCCUGCACCUGUGCAGCCAAAGGUAGAGAUGCGGAAAUUUGUAAAGAUUGGUCGACCUGGAUACAAGGUAACGCGUGAACGUGAUCCAGCCACUGGUCAACAAGCGCUUCUCUUUCAAAUAGAUUAUCCGGAGAUAGCCGAAGGAAUUCAGCCUAGACAUCGCUUUAUGUCGGCAUAUGAGCAGAAAAUUCAACCACCGGAUAAGAGGUUGUGGCAGUAUCUUCUUUUUGCUGCUGAGCCGUACGAAACAAUUGGAUUCAAAAUCCCAUCAAGGGAAGUCGAUAAAUCUGAAAAAUUCUGGACUAUGUGGAAUAAAGACACGAAGCAGUUCUUUCUUCAGGUAAUGAUUUUUGAAAUUCAUUUGUGUUUGUCGACUUUUUAA